Dioscorea cayenensis subsp. rotundata (Guinea yam) is the source of this 2038-nucleotide messenger RNA. Its product is annotated as GPI mannosyltransferase 3. Gene Ontology annotation, cellular component: endoplasmic reticulum membrane. The record is from RefSeq and is a predicted model, not a curated record. The coding region runs from base 282 to 1889 and encodes 535 amino acids. Gene Ontology annotation, molecular function: alpha-1,2-mannosyltransferase activity. The transcript has 10 exons. Lineage: Eukaryota; Viridiplantae; Streptophyta; Magnoliopsida; Dioscoreales; Dioscoreaceae. Gene Ontology annotation, biological process: GPI anchor biosynthetic process.
AAAAUUUGGUUUGAAAUCUGAGAACGAGGAAUCGGAGAAGAGAAAUUCAAUCAAAAAGCUCAAGAUCCUCAAGAAUUAGAGAUCUAUGAGGUGCAAGCAAGCGUUGAUUUUGUGGAAAUAAAUCUUGAAUCAUUGCAUUUGCUUGAAAUUGAGGAGGUGAGAAGAUUGAUGAAGUUAGAUGGGCAAUGUAGGAUGAGAGGCCCUGAUUUGGGUCUCUAAGGCAUUAUCAGAAGCCACUAGUACAGAAUUGAAUAAGAUACCAUUUUAUCUUCCUUUGCGGUAUGAGUCUAAGACGAAGAUCUGCAGCUCCGCCGGCACAGGCAAUGUCUUUCACAAACCGAAGCUCCAAAGACCAAUAUUGUGCAGUAACGACUGUGUCUUCUGAUAAGUGGAUCUGGGCAUUCUGCUUGGCCUUCCGGGUGGUAAACUCUCUGCUGGUACAAACCUACUUCAAUCCAGAUGAGCAUUGGCAAACCCUUGAGGUUGCCCACAAUAUCACCUUUGGGUAUGGGCAUCUCACCUGGGAGUGGAAGAAGGGUAUCCGGAGCUACCUUCAUCCUCUGCUUUUUGCGCUUCUUUAUAAGGUCAUGGGCUUUCUCCACUUGGACACCCCGUGGUUAAUGAGGAAAGCUCCGCGUGUUCUGCAAUCUGUGUUUGCUUCAUUUGCUGAUCUCUACCUAUAUAAGCUUUCUCGGCUCAUCUAUGAUGCACGUGUUGCUCGAUGGACGCUCUUUUGCCAAUUGGUGAACUGGUUUAUGUUCUAUUGCAUCACAAGGACACUUGUGAAUAGCUUGGAGACUGUCUUGACUGUCGUGGGGUUGUUUUAUUGGUCUUCUUUUGCAAGUUCUUCUAAGAAACAUCCAUCUGGUUCAAGGAAAUUGGCUUUGUUUAUUGCAUCAUUAGCUUGUGCAAUUCGGCCGACCAGUGCUAUUACAUGGUUAUAUGUCGGGUUUGUGGAUCUUUGGCAGGAAAGAAAUCGGUUGAAGCUCAUCUUUCUUGAGGUGAUUCCUAUAGGGCUUUCGGUUUUGGGGUUGACGAGUAUCUUGGACUGGUGGAUGUAUAGGUCAAUGGUAUUUGUGCCUCUUAAUUUUCUUAAAUUUAAUUUCUUUUCAGCCGGAGGGGACUAUUAUGGAACCCACCCGUGGCAUUGGUACUUCAGUCAGGGAUACUCAGUCAUGCUUUUCACCUUCUUGCCAUUUUCACUGAUUGGCAUUUUUAGAUCAAAAGAUUGGAGGUUUUCUGGCCUCAUUGCUUGGGUUUUAGGUGUUUACAGCAUUCUCGGUCACAAGGAAUUCAGGUUUGUCCUGCCAGUGCUUCCAUUAUCCCUGAUGUUCUCCGGGUAUUCAUUAGCAGAGCUUUCAGAUUCAGAUUCCAAAAGAAAAAAUACAAAAGCUUCUUCUAGACGUCCUUCUAGAGCACAAGUAGCUAUUCUAUUUCUUGUUGCGACAAAUGUUCCAAUGGCAUUGUAUAUGAGUCUAGUUCAUCAGAGAGGAAGUGAGGAUGCAAUUUACUAUUUAUCCAAACAAGCCUCUGAUGGAAAAGUGAAGAGUGUUUUAUUCCUAAUGCCUUGUCAUUCUACACCUUAUUACUCUUCUCUACAUAGCAACUUGCCGAUGCGCAUCUUAGAUUGCUCCCCGAGUGAUAAUAAGGGCUAUGUGGACGAGUCUGACCGAUUCAUGAGCAAUCCUGUUGGGUUUGUUUCGACCAUGUUGGAAAAUUCAUCGCUGCCGAGCCAUCUGGUAAUGUUUGAGUCUGAAGAAAAACAUCUUAGAGAGCUUCUGGUUUCACAUUCCUAUAAAGAGGUUAAGAGAUUUUUCCAUGCACAUUUCAAAGUAGAUCGGGAUCUUCAAGCGUCGGUUGUUAUAUAUUCGUCAACAAUCCCAACAUGACACAGGUAUUAACCUGAUCAACCUCGCAAGAUAUAUCGUUUUCUAACUUUGUAAUUUCUUGGUUGAUAUGAUUCAUUCAUAGCAUUGAUUAAAAAGAAUUGGUAGAACAUCAUGAGUUUAGUGCAAUGAUCAGUUCACUUAUGCAAAAA